AUGGCACCCUCCUUUGUAUUCCAAACACACGACGAAGUCAUCAACUACAAGGGCUCUAAUACCUCUCUUGACUAUAUCGAUCACGAACUCUCUGCCGGUUUGGAUUCCAGUGAUGCCUUUGAAGGCCCGGAAAAAUUGUUGGAAAUUUGGUUCUCUGAUAACAAUGUUCUUCCUGAAAAUUGGAACAGAAACGGCCUUCGGGCUAUACCCUUGGUGGACAUUGAAGAGAUGCUUUCCCUGGUGAACUGCCAGAUCUUGUCCAAGAUAUCUGGUUUGAACUGCGACGCUUAUCUUCUAAGCGAAUCCUCCCUCUUUGUUUAUAAGAACAAGAUGAUCCUGAAAACUUGUGGCCGUACAACAAUUCUCUCCUGUAUCCCCAAACUAGCGUCUUUGAUCUCCAGCUUUGUCUGUCCACAAUACAAUGAACAGGAAUUUAAAAACAUUUACCAGGUUUUCUACUCCCACCGCACCUUUAUGUUCCCACAGAAGCAACUGGGCACAUACCAGUCUUGGGAUAAUGAAUUGGCGUGCCUUAAUCAAUGGUUUGACAAUGGCAAGCACAAAUCGUAUGUCUUGGGCGAUCAGAAGGAUGCUCAGUGGCAUUUGUACAUCAAUGGUAUGGCAUUUGAACAUGGUGACACUAGGUUGUCCAAUAGAACUGCCACUGAUGCGAACAUUGACACCACCAUUGAAAUCCACAUGACAGGACUAGAUGCAGACGUUGCAGCCCAAUAUUACAUGUCAAACAACAACAAUUGCAGCAACAACAAUAACAACAGACCACUAGGUAAAGACGAGGACAAGGGUCACGUGUUUGGCAAUGAGAUUCUGAAACGGACCAAGCUGGACUGUGUCUUGAACAGGGGAACCACACUGAAACACGAUGCCUUUGCAUUUGAUCCGUGCGGAUUCUCGUCUAAUAGCAUUGUCGAUGGGAAUUACUAUUACACAGUGCAUAUUACCCCCGAGCAAGGAUGGUCGUAUGCUUCCUUUGAGACUAACCACCCCUGUGUCGAUCUGUGGGAGCUUCUGCACAAUGUGUUACCGCUGGCUAACCCGAGAGAAUUCACGAUGGUGAUCUGCAGCAACGACAAUGCCGUCCUAGAACGUCAUGACACAGCGUCUGCCACGAACCCUAGCCGCGUCCCCGGCUACGUGCGUCACGAGUCCCUAAAGACCUCAACGGUUCCAUCUGGCCCGUUGUCUACUGGCACUUCAUCUACUUCCCCCUUGUAUAUAGGAAACGGCUACCACGUGUGGCGCAUGCACUACAUGAAGGAGUAA
Pichia kudriavzevii is the source of this 1284-nucleotide messenger RNA. RefSeq lists its product as uncharacterized. Gene Ontology annotation, biological process: spermidine biosynthetic process; spermine biosynthetic process. Gene Ontology annotation, cellular component: cytosol. The record is from RefSeq and is a predicted model, not a curated record. NCBI's taxonomy places the organism in Eukaryota, Fungi, Ascomycota, Pichiomycetes, Pichiales, Pichiaceae. Gene Ontology annotation, molecular function: adenosylmethionine decarboxylase activity. The transcript has a single exon. Bases 1 to 1284 code for a protein of 427 amino acids.